CUUCUCUUUUAUGGACUAUAAAUGAUUUUCCAGCGUAUGCGAAUUUGUCUGGUUAGUCUACUAAAGGUUAUAUGGCUUGUCCUACUUGUGGUAAGGGUACUUCUUCCUUUAGAUUGCCUAAUUGUAGGAAAAUAUGCUACAUGGAUUAUCGAUGUUUUUUGCCUCUUAAUCAUAAAUGGAGGGAUAGCAAGACAUUUGAUGGAAAAGUAGAGAGACGACCAGCUCCUAAGCCUUUGUGCGGAGAUGAGAUGUUAGCCCAAAUGAGUGGACUUGAAGAUUUAAAAUUUGGCAAAGAUGUAAAACAUCCAAAGAGAGCUGAUAAUUGGAGAAAGAUUAGUAUUUUCUUUGAACUCCCAUAUUGGAGUCGACUUUUAUUGCGUCAUAAUCUCGAUGUAAUGCACAUUGAAAAAAAUGUUUUUGAUAACAUUCUUGGCACAUUGUUAGACAUUCGAGGCAAGAGUAAAGACCACAUAAAGGCUAGACAUGAUUUAAAAAAACUCCGAAUAAGAAAAAAGUUGCAUCCAAAGUUGAUUAAUGGGAAAUGGCAUAUACCCCCUGCUAUGUACACAUUAUCUCCUGGUGAAAAAGAUAAAGUGUGUAAAUUUUUGGAGGAAGUUAAAGUUCCAGAUGGUUAUUCCUCAAAUUUUUCCAAAUGUAUUAAGAAGCGUAAGGUGUCUGGUCUUCAGACUCAUGAUUGUCAUGUUCUUCUACAACAAUUAUUGCCACUUGCCAUUAGAGGGAUAUCUUGCCAGCAAGUGUAUGAUUUAGUAGUUGAACUUGGUAUUUUUUUCAAGGAGUUGUGUUCGAAAUCACUUAACGUAGAGGAUCUUGAUUGUCUGGAGAAUCACAUAAUUGUGACUUUGUGCAAAUUGGAAAAGGUUUUUCUUCCAUCAUUCUUUGAUGUUAUGGUUCACUUGUGUGUACAUUUUGUUGGUGAAGCAAAAAUUGGAGGGCCUGUUCAGAGUAGAUGGAUGUAUCCUAUUGAAAGAUUUCUAGGGAAGUUGAAAGAUUAUAUUCGUAAUAAAGCUCGGCCAGAGGGUAGUAUUGCAAAAGGAUAUAUUCUCGAAGAAUGUUUAUUUUUUUGCUCAAAGUAUUUGCAUAAUGUUGAGACUAAAUCUAAUCAACAAGAACGAAAUUCUGAUAGUGUUAGUGAUGAUUAUGAGGGUCUUUCAAUAUUUGCACCGUCUGGCGUUUCACUUGGAAAAGAAAAAUCAAAGUGUCUUACACAAGAAGAGUGGGAAAAGGCUCGAGAUUAUGUUUUGAAAAAUUGUGAUGAGGUCCAACCUUUCCUAAGAGAAUAUGAACAAGGGCAGAAUGAGAACGAGUUUUCAGAAUGGUUUCGUGAGCGUGUGAACAGUUUGCCGGAUAAACAUAGUUAGGUGGCAAAAGACUUGCGAUCAUUAUCUUUUGGUCCUUUGAUGGGUGUGGAGCGUUACAAUGGAUAUAUCGCUAAUGGUUUUCGAUUUCAUAUAAAGGCACUUAAAGAAAGGCGGACAAAUCAAAAUAGUGGAAUAUUAGUCGAAGGAGCUUCGGAUGCAAGAAAUUUAGACUAUUAUGGUGUUUUAACUGAAAUCAUUUCUUUGCAAUAUUUGGAUGGUAAACGGGUGGUCUUAUUUAAUUCUCACUGGUGGGAUGUUAGUAAUUUUGGAAAAGGAAUUAAAGUGGAUAAGCAUAACAUUGUGAGUGUAAAUACAAAGAGAAAAUUGCAAACUCAUGAGCCCUUUGUUCUUGCAUGUCAAGCGCAACAAGUAUUUUAUGUUCGAGAUGGUUUUGAUCCAAAUUGGCUUGUUGCUAUUAGAACACAAGCGCGACAUAGCUAUGAUGUAUCAUCUGAAUGCACUUUGAAUCAAGAUAACCAGGAAGAUGAUUUAGAUGCUUGUCAACAAGAUGAAAUAAGGACUCCAACUAUGCAAUCUAGAGAAGAGGAUGGAGACAUAGUUCAAAUUUCUGAUGACACGCGUGAUGAUAUUGAAGAACUGGUUAUUGAAGCUACUAAGGAUAAUGAGCCUAAAGAUGAAUGUGAAUUGUUCAAUGAUGAUUCUGAAGAUGAGUAUGAUGAGUUAGAGGAUGAGAUUGAUGCUGAGAAUAGUGAAAGUGACGUUGAUUGUGAUAGUAUUGGUAGUGAUAGUGAUGAUAGUGACUCUUAAUGACUAAUGCCAUGGUUAUUUAAAUGUGCUAAUUGUUAUGUUUCUCUUGUUGUAAGAGAUUGUUUCUGAAGUUUAUAUUAUUGUAGUGCUUGCACAUUUGCUUC
Messenger RNA from Chenopodium quinoa (quinoa), 2251 nucleotides. RefSeq lists its product as uncharacterized. The record is from RefSeq and is a predicted model, not a curated record. The transcript has 4 exons. Bases 72 to 1379 code for a protein of 435 amino acids. NCBI's taxonomy places the organism in Eukaryota, Viridiplantae, Streptophyta, Magnoliopsida, Caryophyllales, Amaranthaceae.